CUUUCUUUCUUUCUUUCUUUUGUUGAUAGGCCCACAUACUCUGGGCUAAAUCAUGACCAUAAGGUAUGUUAUCAGCCGAAUGUGUAAUGGUAUGUGGGUGUAGUAGCGGAUGAAGGCAUGAACCCAGUUAACCACAUUUGGCACAUUAUCUGUGAUAAAGCAGGCCUCAGACUCUUGAGUGGCUGAGCUCUUCUAUGAAGCAGGAAUGGAAAAAUAUUUACCUUUCUAAACUUCAUUAGCCGCACCUUUAAUAAAAAAAAACAUAUUGACGUCAUCUAUUUUAUAAUGACUUUCUUUUUCUUUUAGUGAAACCGUUUCUCACUUUCGGAUUGGAAUGUUUUUGUGCUAUUUUCAAUUCAAUAAAGGGUCUAAAGUCGAAAGCAAGGUUGUCAAAGUGGUUAUAUUUAGUGUUAGAUGGCCAUAUUGUCUCAUCUGGCUACUGGCGAGAAACACAGCUGCCAAACUGGGACUUUGAAAUAACCUAACCUUAUGAAAUUUGGCCCUGAUGUGCACUGAAUCUAAAAUCAUAGCAGGAUAUGAAUUUAAAUGUAGCUUUCAGGAGUGUUGUGUGUCAAGCGGACCAACUUUGCCUUAUUUGUUUGAAUGCAAGUUUAAACUCUUAUGGCUUUAUAUGCAACCAGGAUUAUCAGAUUACCCGUUUCCUUUGACGUUAGCCCAAAAUUGAUCACGGCUUCGCUCAGAGCUUCCACAGAAGAGUCCUGCUGUGAGUCAGACUCAUUGUUCAAGUGUUAUGAGACAGAAUGACGGUUUCACGGGAAGAUGAAAACGACAAAGAAUGAGUAAAGAUUUUUUCCAUUUCGGCCUUAUUGCUUAUAUUAGGGAUUCACUUUUUCCUGGGGUGGGUCUGCUUCCAAAUUCAGCCUCAAAAAUGAGCAAGCUAAUAUUUUAAUUACACAAAACAAAAUGCUGGUAUUUUUCUUCCACUUAAUCCUGCAUAUGACAGAGUGAUUUCGCCUGAUAUGUCAAAACCCCAUUUGAAUUUGAGCUGUGGUAUUACGAUACCAGAGCAAACCCUUUAUCUUCAUUUCACUGCUGUAUAUGCAUCAUGAUGGCUCGGGGAGGAAAAUAGAUAAGAGAAGUACAAGUGAUAAAAAACAGCUUGUAAUAUAAUAAUAUGAUACAGUCGAUACACGAUUGGAGCCAAAGUUAGGAGAAUAGGUCAAACGAACCCUGAAACUUAUGUCAGGCUGAUAUGACAUCACCACGCUGAUUUGAUAAAUAGAAAUUCAUGGAGACGCAAAUAAUAAGAGAUAAAUAUAACCUCAAUCCUUCUCAAAUCGCAGACAAUUCACUCAUUUCCACUGGAGCAAUUUUAUGCUUGUUUUUCUUUUCUUUUUUAACACCGAGCGGCACAGAGCCAAGACCACAAAUAUGCAGACAACAGGCUCACGUCUCAUCCAUCAGGGGUGUAUCCGUCACUCAUUCAUCACAUGACAGGCAGGGAGCGUGAUGGUGCAGGAUUGUUAACAGCCAUCAAUCCCCUCCAGAAAAUCCACUCCACACAAACACACCCAAACGUGCACACACACAUUAGUGCACACACACUUGGGCAGGUGAGCAGGGCGUUCCGUUGUGGGCGAGCCAAGGAAGCAAGGACGGUACAUGUCCAAAAUGACAAAGGUUGCUUUUACACCUGUCAUGACCCGUUUAAUCAUCUACCACUUCAAACAGGAGAGUCUGGCAUUCACGGCCUCCCAGCAGCCUUUGCUCCAGCGGCUCUGGACAAGCUGCCAUUCUGUGGAGGACAGGGAGAAAAAGACCGGCGCAGCGUGAUUGAUUGGAGGAGUUCAUAGGCUGGCACCCCCAUCGCGUCUCCAGCCGCUCACGCUCCACAUGAUUGGUCCGCCUCCUGCGGCCGCAGCCACCAGAGGCGCCUCCUCUCAUAAACCUCCUCUAACUGCGGUAAACUUUCCCAUUACUUCCAAGAGAAGCAGAGGCUCACUGUUAGGAAGUUUGCUUUCGACUUAUAUGGCACACUUGUAGCAGGGUAGACCACUCCCUGGCCAUUUUUAUUUACUCCUACGGUGUAUGGAAAGUGCUCCUGGAUGGAACUGGGCGAAAACAGCUGGUCCAUGGUCAAGCGAGAAGUGUCCAGCAGCCCAGGGUCACCGGCUGAGCAGAACUACCUGCCCGGUGACAGCAGGAGGGACGGCACCACCUCGGAUGAGCUGAGGACACCUCCGAACGAGCUUGACGCGCUAGGGCACCGUCGCUCCGACAGCAGAUCCCUGCACUCCUACCUUCACUUCGGACACCAUAACAACACCCUGACCACUACCGAGGAUAUCCCGCUGUUUACGGAUUUAGACCAGGGGAGCAAACUCGUCCUCUCCACCGGAGCACACAAGACAAGCUUGCUGGUGGACCCGGCCGACAUGUACCAAACACUGGCCAUUGCGGCCCAGAGCCAGACUGGAUAUGAUUCGAGUUCUGGUGGUUAUAUGCACUCCAACCCUAACUCCCCAGUGUAUGUCCCUAGCUCGCGGGUGGGCACCAUGAUCCCCAGUCUGUCUUAUCUGCCGGCCAACGUGUCUGCUCAGCCCGGCCACGCCGUCUCCAGUCACUCGGUGUGGUCACAGUCCACCCCGGAGAGCCCUUCGUACAGCACCGGGAGCCCGCACGCCUCCAGUCGUUUUCACUACCCUCCAAGCCCACCCAUCAAUAACGGGACCCCCAGGGACACGGGCUACAGUAACACACUGAAUAUGAGCAGCAGAGACCAGUACAGCCUUUCUCGUCCCCUCAGCGGGCCCUACCCGAGCCCAUACUCCCCGUACGUUGCACCCCAGCUACCCUCGCCUUGGCCCGGGGCACCUUUUGAUAACACGAUGCUCCACACCUUGCAAAGCAGGAGUGCGCCCUUGAUUCGAGGACCAAAUGGAGUUUCAGAUAUUCUGGACGACAUGGGGGAGAGCAGAGAGUGCGUGAACUGCGGCUCCAUCUCCACGCCGCUGUGGAGGCGCGAUGGCACGGGCCACUUUCUCUGCAACGCCUGCGGCCUCUAUAGCAAAAUGAAUGGUCUGAGCCGGCCAUUAAUUAAACCACCGAAACGGACGUCAACGUCCAGAAGAAUCGGCCUUUCCUGCGCCAACUGUCAAACCAGUACCACCACUCUGUGGCGCAGAAACGCGGAGGGAGAGCCGGUGUGUAACGCGUGCGGCCUCUACACAAAAUUACACGGAGUACCUCGGCCGCUCGCCAUGAAGAAAGAGGGAAUCCAGACGAGAAAAAGAAAACCGAAAACUUUGAAUAAAGCAAAGGGAUCCUCUGGAAGUAGCAACUCUGUCUCCAUGACUCCUACAUCCACCUCUUCAUCCAAUUCCGAAGACUGCUCGAAAACCAGCUCUCCCUCUGGACAAGUGUCAGGGAUCAGUUCAUCUGUGCUGUCCAGCUCCGGGGAGGGAGCAGGCUCGGGCUCGUCCGUCAAGUACUCCGGACAGGACGGCCUGUACGGCAGCGUGGGCUUGACCCAGUCAUCGGACGUGGCUUCAGUGAGAGGCGAACCCUGGUGCCCCAUGGCCUUAGCCUGAACAUUUUAACCUUCUGGGCGGACAGAGACCCCCGGCCCCUCGUGUCUGGAUGCUGUGUAUAGUGGAAGUAUUUGGGUGCAGUGUUGGUUUCCUUCCCUCUCAGCUGAUGCAAGAAGAGUUGGACGAGAGGGGGAAAGAAGUUUGAGAUGACCUUAAGUCAGACUAGAAGCUUGAAUCAAGCAUGGAGUAUCUGCGAUCAGGUUCCAGAUUGAUGUCAGGGUCUUUUUUUUAUUUUUUGCCUUAAAAUACAACAACAUCAACAACAAAAGGGAAACGCCAGGCCAAAUGAUCAAUUAGGUGGCCUGCUAUGGAUGGUUGCUGGACCUGCACUCGGUAUCUCUCCCAUCCGUGGCACACAGAACCAAAUCUGGGUUCCUUAAAGAAAGCCAUCUUGUACAUAAUGGAUUUCUCUUUGAAGAUGUUGAUUGGAUAUCAGUGCUUCACACAAGCACUCAACUCUUUGUGGACUUUUUUUGAUUUUUUGUUUUUUUCCAAAACUGGAAUCAUGCCAUAAGUGCCGAGACAACUUACAUGAAUCAAAAGAAAGAAAAAUAUUUAUAAAUCUUCCAUAGUUGAAAAACAUGUCUAUGAUUGUUAAUAAAGAUAUCAAUAUAGAGUAGAAGUUAAACCAUUCUGAUGUCUUCUUUUCUAUUCUCUGUCUCUCGAUAAGCGGUAGUACAGUAGUGUUGAAUGUGCACGUUUUCCACUGAAAGCUCUUACUUACUGUAUUUGACUGAAACUAGUUUGGUUUAAACAGGGUAUAAAUGACUAUAUCACAUCGUGUUGUGUUUAAUCAUUUUAAAAAAAGAGAGAAAAAGAUGCAAAAACAAUCAACUUCUUGAGACUUAAUUUUUGACAUGAGAACACUGUCGGCCAACGGGCAGCAUUACGGUACUACUUCUACAAAAUCUCGCACAUGUAAAGCAGUUGGAUGGCUUGUUUGAACAAAGAACGCCCAGAAUAGCUGUAGGACCCUCUGACCUUUAUGUUCUUACACAUAAACUGCAAACGAAGGCUGCUGGCCGCGCUACCUGACUCACUAUAAACUGUAUACCCUUCAUAAUAAUAACAUGUGCUGUUGCAUCAUAUUUCAGCCAAAAUUAGACCAAAGUGUAGCGUGAGGUCACCUCUGAACAAAUCUGUGCUCACUGUGAUGACUGUGAUGAAUCGCUGUAAUGAUUAAAAGGAGAAUUGUUAAUGUAACAUGUUCUUAUGAAGCUCACAGGUCAUGCCAAAUCAUGAAUUUGAGAAGCCUUUUUGAUUUUUCAUUUUUUUUGCAUGACCUAAGCAAGUGGUGUGGGAGCUUCAAGAGCUAUUUCAGGUUUUAAAAAACAAAAAACCCUCCCCCCCACCCUCACCCGAAGAGACUGAAUACUGAAGGCUGAUAAGUUACAUGUAAAUGUUAGCACAAAGAGUUUUUUUUUCUUUGCUUUUGUUCACAACUUGCUUCAUCCUAAAAAAAGAGCAUGUCAUUCACGCAACCGGACUUAUUUAUUUUUCUGAAAUAACAUGUUUUCUUUUUGUUUUACUAUUUUUUUUUUUAACAUUAUGAGAAAUUAUUUAAAUUCAAUCCAAUAAAUUGUUCUGGUGAUGCAAAUAAAUCUGCAGUUUGUUUUUAAAAGAAGAGCAAAACGCGUCAGUGUUUUGGAAAUUACGGAAAGAACCACCUUCUGCAUAUUUUUGUGUGAGUCAUUCCCAUCUAUACUUUAACUCCCCGUUUCUCCUUGGCUGAACAGAUACCAGAGGGCUUUAUUUUCUCAGAUGUUUUCACAACUGGGAGGAAAGAAGAAGACAUCACGGCCAGCUAAUGCAAGACAAGAAUUUUGCCUAAAAGUUGCACAGCAAGACUUAUCCAGCUUUUUUUUCUGGGUGAUUUCACCAAACCACACCUUUGUCCUUUCUGGUAACGUUUUCACUCGAGACUUUUCCUUUUCUUCGGGCCCCUGUGGGCUUAAAGAACAAUCCACUUUCCUGUGUCCUCUUGAACCAGCAGCUCAAAGUACCUGUCACAAUGUUUACUGUACUUAAGAGAAUAUGGCCUGUGAGUAAUUCCACAUGAAAAGAUUUUAGAGAUGGUUAGGAUUUAUGCCUGAGCUUAGCGUUAUCUGUCUGCUCUUUGACAUAUUGAUUCAGCUAAGUUUAUUGAGUGUGGAGGAAUGCGUGGCACUGCGUAACAGACAAAUCCACAGUUUUCAGGUGAACGGUUAUUGCACCUAUUUUUCUUACUUGACUUUUGACAUCAGAUCGGAAUGACACUAUUUUUCACUAUUUCCUUCAUAUCCAUCACAAUAUUUGCUUUUUUUCUUUAAAUUUUACUUGUGUGUUCAAACUGAAUGGAAAAGCACGGCUUGUGAUGAUUUGCUGCUGAGUGUUAUAUAAAACCCAAUUUGUCCACCGAGACCACCGGGCAUUAAGUCCUCGAGCUUCCAACGAGAUAAAUUACAAAAGCACCUUUAGAUAUGUAAAUGCAAACUACUGUUGAGCUCAAAACACAGGCAAAUAUUUAUGGGUAUCUGAAUUUAUGAGGAGGUCCUAGCUUGGCACUGUAUCCAUGGUGCUACGAGGGAGGAAAUAUAAACACGGCAGCGCAGA
This is a messenger RNA of Haplochromis burtoni (Burton's mouthbrooder), 6143 nucleotides long. RefSeq names its product GATA binding protein 6 (gene gata6). Gene Ontology annotation, biological process: epithelial cell differentiation; cell fate commitment; negative regulation of transcription by RNA polymerase II. Gene Ontology annotation, molecular function: zinc ion binding; DNA-binding transcription factor activity, RNA polymerase II-specific; RNA polymerase II cis-regulatory region sequence-specific DNA binding. Gene Ontology annotation, cellular component: nucleus. Lineage: Eukaryota; Metazoa; Chordata; Actinopteri; Cichliformes; Cichlidae. The record is from RefSeq and is a predicted model, not a curated record. The transcript has 8 exons. Bases 2067 to 3551 code for a protein of 494 amino acids.